Trichoderma asperellum CBS 433.97 is the source of this 578-nucleotide messenger RNA. The record is from RefSeq and is a predicted model, not a curated record. Lineage: Eukaryota; Fungi; Ascomycota; Sordariomycetes; Hypocreales; Hypocreaceae.
GGACGAGACACUCAUGACAAUUCCACUGUCCACUAGCUAAUCUAACAGUUCUAGCGGUGUGUGUUGCUUAAUUUGACUCACACACAAUAUUCAGCCCAUAAGUCCACUGCAACGCUGCAUAGCAGCCGUCAGUUAAAUCAACCGUAGUAGCUAUAACAGCCGCCCUGCGGCUCUGAGGGGUUGCGCCAGUGUCACACUCUCGGACCCAGUAACCGUGCAUGUCUGUUCCUCGUUGGUCUUUAAAGGCACGGGGAUGGUUUGGCCCGGCAUCAGUUGAGCCGCAUCUCCAAACAACUGUCUCCAUGUUUCACAUCCCGUUCUCGGUUACUGUCACGUUAAGGCCCUAGAAGGUGACUGAUGUGCAGUGCUCGGUGGCAAUGCCUCCACUUGUGGUGGAGGACAUCUCAAAGUCGAGUCCGUCGGUGGUUGCUACGGGGGCAAUGGCCAAUGCGAGAAGCGUGCCAAAGAUGUAUCGUUGCAUGGUUGACAGGUUCUUGGUUGUGUUAUUACCUAACCUGGAACUAUUUGAGUCGUAAGUACCUAAGUACCUGAAGCAUUUCACGGAACUUAGAAAGAAU